AUGUCAAGCUCUGAUGUCCGUAAUGUUUGUGCCCUUCCUAUCUCUUCUGGCACCAUUGAAGAUGCUAUUAUCUGGCACCAUGAUCCUAAAGGCCUUUAUCAAGUCAAAUCUGGGUACCAAGAAGAGAAAAUGUUUCAACAAACUCAGCUUUCGGCCAGCCCGUCCACUUCUUUCCAAGUUCCGGAUCAGGUCUGGAAAAUGCUUUGGGGCCUUCCGGUCCCUCCGAAACUCAAACAUUUUUGGUGGCGCUGCUGCCACAAUUCUCUGGCUACGAAACAAAAUUUAUUCCGUCGUAAAAGCUCUCGGGAGGAUGUGUGCCCGAUUUGCCUUGCUGAGUCUGAAUCUAUCAAGCAUUUAAUUUGCGGGUGUGCUUGGACUAAAGCUGUCUGGUUUGGCAGUGAUUUGAGCCUGACUUUCAAGGAUGAGGUUACAUCUAUUUCUAGGUGGAUGUGCAAUCUAUAUUCUUCCUUCUCCCAUACUAAAGAGCGGAUGUACUUUUUCAGUAAACUUUUGUGGGUGGGUUGGCACAUUUGGAAAUCUAGGAAUGCUCUGGUCUUUCAUCGAUUGCCAGUGGAUCCGCAGUCUACCAUUUACCAAGCUACUAGGGAUAAUCUGGAAUUUCUAUCAGUUGGCCCUUGUCAUAGCUUCGGGGGAAGCCUCACUCAUCCAUUAGCGGAAGUGUCAAAAGAAGUUUGGACUGCUCCUUCGUCAGGUUGUUUUAAAGCGAAUUGUGAUGUGGCCAUGGGAAAAGGCUCGACCACGGCUUCUAUUGCGGUGUUGUUUCGAAAUUGA
Molecule: messenger RNA, 792 nt
Organism: Camellia sinensis
Lineage: Eukaryota; Viridiplantae; Streptophyta; Magnoliopsida; Ericales; Theaceae
Source: RefSeq, a predicted model, not a curated record